This is a messenger RNA of Cinara cedri, 421 nucleotides long. NCBI's taxonomy places the organism in Eukaryota, Metazoa, Arthropoda, Insecta, Hemiptera, Aphididae. The record is from the annotation of a GenBank genome assembly.
AUGGCCGGUCCGCGGUGUCAGGGCAUUGCGUCUCCGGGCGAUACGGCUGUUGAGCGAAACGGCGGAAUGUCACGGGACCGACGAAAACCCAACGCACUCGACGUCGGCCGGGCCGGCGCGUCGCGACGCGAAACUCAAAAGCCCCGGGCUGAUACUGUCGGGGGCGCAGCUGCGUCCGGCAGCAUCGCGUACGCGUGUUAUACGAACCGAUCGGCCGAUGGGACGAUCACGACGCGACCGGGUUCCCGUUACAAUAUUGAUAUUCUUAUCAGGUUCGCUCGGCGAAAUCGAUUACCGGCGGCGGCGGCGGCAGCUGCCGCUGCUGCUGCUGUUGACUACGACAACAACACACGAGAACCGCAUCGUCGUCGGCUGCUCACUUUCCCCGUCCGCGGUCGUCGUCGUAAACCAUAUUGUCUGA